This is a messenger RNA of Spodoptera frugiperda (fall armyworm), 1371 nucleotides long. RefSeq lists its product as uncharacterized. Lineage: Eukaryota; Metazoa; Arthropoda; Insecta; Lepidoptera; Noctuidae. The transcript has a single exon. The record is from RefSeq and is a predicted model, not a curated record. Bases 295 to 1371 code for a protein of 358 amino acids.
UUCGAAUCGUUGCUAGAAGUGGACGUGUCUCAGUUAUUUAUUUAAAUUUCUAUUGAAGUAUCAGGCAAUAGUAGUGCUUUCCAGUAAGUUAAUAGUGAUUAAUUCUGUGUAAAGCUUACGCUUAAAAAAAUCUUAUAUUAUCUAUAAAUUAAGUGAACAGUGAACGGCGGCAGCGAGCGGGGUGCCCGCACACCUCACCUCUGCGAUAAGAGACAGUCGCCAUAAUUGCUCUCUCUAUCUAACACCGCUACGAAAUUGUCGCGCUUAGUGCAGCCGCACUCAAUAACAGCCGUCAUGAUGCGCUGUGAAGCUUGUAAUACCGACAUUAUGAACAAUAAUUGCAUCAAGUGCACUCGUUGCAAUAAGCAAUACCACACACUAUGCAUAAACCUUUCGGAUGAGGACUUACAAAAUGAGAAAACUUCCAAUAAGUGGCUGUGCCCGCACUGUCGUAGUAAGCAACCUAAAGGGGAUAAUUCCAAUACCCCGGUACGCCCUUCGACGCCUACGUCGAUGGCAGAUAUAACUUUUAACGUCACUCGCCGUAAAGUCAAUCAAGCAAGGACCGAGCCGCAGCAAAUUGCAAGUCUAUCCACGGAGUCCUGGCGCCAGGAAAUACGGGAUAUCAUUCGGGAGGAGAUACGUGAUGCUCUGCAAGAAACUGUGGGCGCGUUAACGUCUACCUUAACUGCAAAUCUUAGGGAAAUAAAUGAGGAAAUGAAGGAGUUCAAGGUAUCCAUGAAUUUUUUAAAUAGCGAAUUCGAGAAGCUAAAGGAUGAUAACACUCUAUACCGUAAAGAAAUAAACCAAAUGAGAAAAGAAAAUGAAAUGUUACGUUUUGAAUUGACUGAUACCAAGAGAAAAUACGAUCAGAUCGAUCAAUCGUUACGGGCUAAUAAUGUUGAGAUACAGUGCGUCCCGGAAAACAAAACUGAAAAAUUAUUAAAUAUCAUCAAACAACUUGGUCGUGCCGUAAAUGUCAGUAUAAAUGAGAAUGAUAUACAAUACUGCUCGAGAAUUGCGAAAAUGAAGCCGGACAGUAUACGCCCACGAUCUAUCCUAAUCAAAUUUAACACGUCUCGCCUCCGUGACAACCUCUUAGCGGCAGUGGGUGCAUACAACAGAACCCAUGUACAGUAUAAACUAAAUACCCAUGACUUAGGAUUUACUUCGAACGAAAAGUCACCAGUAUUUGUUGUGGAAAACUUGUCCCCGGAGAAUAAAAAUCUACACGCCGCGGCCCGUAUUCGGGCUAAAGAAUUAAAAUAUAAGUUUAUCUGGGUACGAGGAGGUCGCAUUUAUAUGAGAAAAAAUGAAACGGCGGAUAAGAUAUUUAUCCGUAAUCUUGACAUGUUGAAUAAACUUACUUGA